UCCGGAAACGUGUGUCGGUAGCUAGGGAAACAACAUGGCUGCGGGAUCCAGCCGUGCGGACAGCGAGCUACAGAAAGAGUUAAUUUGUGCCAUCUGCCUUGACUACUUCAACGACCCCGUCAUUCUGAAAUGCGGACACAAUUUCUGCAAGUUCUGCAUCCUGAUGCACUGGGAGGAGAACGGAGGAGAGGACGUCGGUUAUCAAUGCCCCGAGUGCCGAAUGAUAUUUAACAAGAUCAGCUUCACCAAGAACUACCUGGUUAAGAACCUUGUUGAUAAGCUGAGUGAUUUGGAGUGUCUGAAUCCCUGUAAGCAGCCGGCUCCAUCCAAACAUGUCAAACUAGACGGGAAAUGCGACAGGCAUGGAGAGGAGCUGAAGCUCUACUGCCACACCGACAGCAAACCCAUCUGUGUGGUGUGCAGGGAGUCCCGGGCGCACAGACACCAUGAUGUGGCUCCUGUACCAGAGGUCCUCGAGGAUAUGAAGAGCGAGCUGCGUCUCAGGCUGGUGGAAUUAACAUGGCAGAAGACUGUGUGUACCAGAGUGAAAGCUGUGGACGAGCAAACCAAGAAUGAAGCCAAGUUAAAAAAGCUGAAGCUGAAGGAGAAGAUUGAGGAGGAUGUAGGAUCUCUGGUCCAGUUCCUGCUGGAUGAGAAGGACGACUUGCUGGAGGCUCUGGAUGCUGAGGAGGGGGCUGUCAUAGGGGUGAUAGAUGAGAACCUGAGGUGGGUGGAGACUGAGGUGGUAGCUGUGGACAAACACAUGGCCCAGAUACACAACCACAUCAGAGGAAACACCAGCUUCGAGAGCAUCACUGAGACGUACAAAAAUCCUCUAAAGGUGAGCCCUCUCAUAUCAUCUGUUAACUGUCCGGGUGACUGGAUGAAUGAGUUCUCUGGACCCCAUCAGCUGAUCUUGUGGAAAAGGAUGAUGCAUGUGCUGCACACCAUGCCCCAGAACCUGACCCUGGACCCAGACACGGCCCACCCUAACCUGGCCAUCACAGACUUCGACACCAAGGUAGAGGAGGUGCGUACACGUAGCCAGGAACCAGACCUGCCUCAGCGCUUCACCCGCUUCUGUGGCAUCCUGGCCACCGCACAAUACUCCAGCGGGCAACACUACUGGGAGGUGGAUGUGAAGGACAAGGGUGUGUGGUACCUGGGAGUGACGGGGGAGUACAGUCCCAGGAAGGGUUUCGUAAACCUGUGCCCCUCCUCCGGCUACUGGAGCCUGAGUCUGCAGGACAGGCUGUACGCUAACGAGGAGGACGCCAAGAUACCUCUGGCCGACUACUGGAACUCUCCGCGGGUGGGCGUGUACCUGGACUACGACGCAGGCCGCGUGUCCUUCUACGACGCAGUCACCAUGAAGAAGUUGUACAUGUUCGACGCGUACUUCGAAGAGCCGGUGUCUCCGUUCUUCAGCCCGGGGAAGAACGAUCCUGGGAGCAGACUGCAGAUCUGUCAUUACUACUGAGGCGGUGGGUGGGUGUGUGUGUGCCUGGGUAGACGAUUAGGUCUACAGCAAACUCUCAGAGAGCGUGUGUGUGUGUGUGUGUGUGUGUGUGCCUGGGUAGACGAUUAGGUCUACAGCAAACUCUCAGAGAGCGUGUGUGUGUGUGUGUGUUAGGCUACUCAUUCCAGAGUCACUGUUGAUGAUGUAUGGUCAACCAUUCCAGCUGUGGGCUUUAUGCCAGAACCCCUGGAGUGUUCUAGAAUGGGACUAAUUAUACUGUGGCUUUAUGCCAGAACCCCUGGAGUGUUCUAGAAUGGGACUGAUUCUACUGUGGCUUUGUGCCAGAACCCCUGGAGUGUUCUAGAAUGGGACUGAUUCUACUGUGGCUUUGUGCCAGAACCCCUGGAGUGUUCUAGAAUGGGACUGAUUCUACUGUGGCUUUAUGCCAGAACCCCUGGAGUGUUCUAGAAUGGGACUGAUUCUACUGUGGCUUUGUGCCAGAACCCCUGGAGUGUUCUAGAAUGGGACUGAUUCUACUGUGGCUUUGUGCCAGAACCCCUGGAGUGUUCUAGAAUGGGACUGAUUCUACUGUGGCUUUGUGCCAGAACCCCUGGAGUGU
Messenger RNA from Coregonus clupeaformis (lake whitefish), 2078 nucleotides. It is a transcript of the gene trim47, whose product is annotated as tripartite motif containing 47. Gene Ontology annotation, molecular function: zinc ion binding; protein binding. NCBI's taxonomy places the organism in Eukaryota, Metazoa, Chordata, Actinopteri, Salmoniformes, Salmonidae. The record is from RefSeq and is a predicted model, not a curated record. The transcript is spliced from 10 exons. Bases 35 to 1480 code for a protein of 481 amino acids.